This is a messenger RNA of Prorocentrum cordatum, 1170 nucleotides long. The record is from the annotation of a GenBank genome assembly. NCBI's taxonomy places the organism in Eukaryota, Dinophyceae, Prorocentrales, Prorocentraceae.
AUGCGAGAAGUGCGAGCAGUGGCAGCGGGCGCUGGCGCUGUUGGGCGAGAUGCGGGAGGCGAAGUUGGAGCCAACCGUCAUUUAGCUACAGUGCUGGGAUCAGCGCGUGUGGGAAGAGCCAGCAGUGGCAGCGGGCACUGGCGCUGCACCGCGUCAUGUGGGAGGCGAAGGUGGAGCCCGACUCAGCUACGCCGCUGGGAUCAGCGCGUGCGAGAAGGGCGAGCAGUGGCAGCGGGCUCUGGUGCUGCUGAGCGAGAUGUGGGAGGCGAAGUUCGAGCCCAACGCCAUUUCUCCUACAACGCCGGCAUCAGCGCGUGCGAGAAGGGCUGCCAGUGGCAGCGGGCGCUGGCGCUGCUGAGGGAGAUGCGGGAGGCGGGGGUGGAGCCCGACGUCGUCAGCCUUGGCGCCGGGGUCAGCGCGUGCGAGAAGGGCGGGCAGUGGCAGCGGGCGCUGGCGCUGCUCCGCGAGGCGCGGGAGGCGACGUUGGAGCCCAACGUCAUCAGCUGCAGCGCCGGAAUCAGCGCUUGCGAGAAGGCCAAGCAGUGGCAGCGGGCGCUGGCGCUGCUGAGCGAGAUGCUGGAGGAAGUUCUGGAGCCCAACGCCAUCAGCUACAGCGCCGGGAUAAGCGCAUGCGAGAAGGGCGGGCAGUGGCAGCGGGCUCUGGCGCUGCUGAGCGAGUUGUGGAAGGCGAGGCCGGAUCCUACUGCCACCAGCUACAACGCUGGAAUCAGCGCGUGCGAGAAAGGUGAGCAGUGGCAAGGGGCCCUGGCGCUGCUGAGAGAGAUGUGGGAGGUGAAGCUGCAGCCCGACGUCAUAAGCUACAGCGCCGGGAUCAGCGCCUGCGAAAAGGGUGAGCAGUGGCAUCGGGCUCUGGCUCUGCUGAGCGAGAUGUGGGAGGCAAAGCUGAAACGCGACGUCAUAAGCUAUAGUGCUGGGAUCAGCGCCUGCGAGAAGGGCGAGCAAUGGCAGCGGGCGUUGGCGCUGCUCAGCGAGAUGUGGGAGGCGAAUGUGGAGCCCAAUAUCAUCAGCUACAGCGCUGGGAUUAGGGCUUGCGAUAGGGUCGGACAAGGGCAACGAGCGAUUUGGUUGCUCACUGCAACGCGGGACGCGAAGCUCGAAUCCAACGUCGCGAGCUUUAGUGAUACACUCAUUAUUGCGAUGCGAAGGUAA